Molecule: messenger RNA, 439 nt
Organism: Staurois parvus
Lineage: Eukaryota; Metazoa; Chordata; Amphibia; Anura; Ranidae
Source: the annotation of a GenBank genome assembly
GGGAGGGCGGAUACAGCGAAUGCGGGGUCCGGGGAGGGCGGAUACAGCGAAUGCGGGGUCCGGGGAGGGCGGAUACAGCGAAUGCGGGGUCCGGGGAGGGCGGAUACAGGGAAUGCGGGGUCGGGGGGAGGCGGAUACAGGAAUGCGGGGUCCGGGGAGGGCGGAUAUAGCGAAUGCGGGGUCCGGGGAGGGCGGAUAUAGCGAAUGCGGGGUCGGGGAGGGCGGAUAUAGCGAAUGCGGGGGUCCGGGGAGGGCGGAUAUAGCGAAUGCGGGGUCCGGGGAGAGCGGAUAUAGCGAAUGCGGGGGACGGGGAGGGCGGAUAUAGCGAAUGCAGGGUCCGGGGAGGGCGGAUAUAGCGAAUGCAGGGGACGGGGAGGGCGGAUAUAGCGAAUGCAGGGUCCGGGAGAGGGCGGAUAUAGCGAAUGCGGGGUCCGGGGAG